Carya illinoinensis is the source of this 920-nucleotide messenger RNA. Its product is annotated as reticulon-like protein B9. Bases 61 to 714 code for a protein of 217 amino acids. NCBI's taxonomy places the organism in Eukaryota, Viridiplantae, Streptophyta, Magnoliopsida, Fagales, Juglandaceae. The transcript has 5 exons. The record is from RefSeq and is a predicted model, not a curated record.
AAAUGGAGAAAAUAUUAGCAGCGCAGCGCUUACGUACACACUAACUUUAUGUGAAAAACCAUGGCACAUCAUCAUGUACCACAAUCAAAUCUUUUUCUAGGUGGAAGGUCUGUACAUGAAGCACUCGGAGGAGGAAAAGUGGCAGAUGUGUUGUUGUGGAGCAACGAAUCUUCUAGAUAUGUCUCAGCUGCACUUUUGAUUGGGAUGACAGUCAUAUGGUUUCUUUUCGAAAUUGCUGAGUACAAUCUGGUUACUUUCCUCUGUCAAAUCAUCAUCACCACCAUGCUCGUUUUCUUCAUAUGGACCUCCAUUCAAGAUAAUUUCAACUGGACGAUUCCUCCCAAUAUCCAUGAUCCUAUACAGCGGACGUACUCUGAAUUCACAGAAGUGGCUUCCACCUUGCUCACAAUGUUGAACCAGUUUUUGCCAAACCUCCUCAAGAUUGCAUAUGAAAGAGAUCUAAAACGUUUCCUUUUGGCAAUUUUUUCUCUUUAUGUAUUAUCAGCUGUUGGAUCAUGUUUCAGCUUUCUGAAUCUCAUUUAUUUUGGCUUUCUUUGCAUGGAAACACUGCCAUUCCUGUACGACAAAUUUCGGCCCCAAGUAGAUAAUUUUAUUGAAGAAGCUAUGGGAAGCAUAAAAGGAACAUACAAUGCGUUCGACUCAAAGUUCCUGAACAAGAUUCCAAGAGGCCAUUUAAAGGAAAAGGGAAAUUGAUUUUAACAGCUGCGCAGCAGAAGUCAUCAUGACCUCUCUCUCCUCAUAUAUAUUCUUAGGGAGAUGGAAAGCUUUGUAUAAUUACAUGUAAGACAGUAGUUAAUUAUGGACAUGGAAGAUGAAACCAAAAGAAAGGAAUAUCCCAUUACUUGUAUAUAUAUAAUUCAAUAAGAAAGGAUGAAGAUAUAUACCCUCAAGACCUUUAA